This is a messenger RNA of Mus caroli (Ryukyu mouse), 1897 nucleotides long. RefSeq names its product cellular communication network factor 4 (gene Ccn4). The record is from RefSeq and is a predicted model, not a curated record. Gene Ontology annotation, biological process: positive regulation of cell differentiation; signal transduction; cell adhesion. Lineage: Eukaryota; Metazoa; Chordata; Mammalia; Rodentia; Muridae. Gene Ontology annotation, cellular component: extracellular matrix; extracellular region. Gene Ontology annotation, molecular function: integrin binding; heparin binding.
AGAAAAAGUUUUUUUAAAGGAAAAUGCAGGGCUAGUCUGUUGGCCUGACGUCAGAUGUCGCUUUGACAAACGCCCCCGGGGACUGAGGAAGGCUCUCCGCUGCUCUGAUGGGCCAGCCCAGUCCUGGCCCAGCUCCCUGGAGAGGCAUCCGCAUCCUCUGGGCUGAGCCGUAUCUCCUGUGACGCUGACUUCCAGGCAUGAGGUGGCUCCUGCCCUGGACGCUGGCAGCCGUGGCAAUCCUGAGGGUGGGCAACAUCCUGGCCACGGCCCUCUCUCCAACCCCCACAGCAAUGACCUUCACCCCAGCACCACUAGAGGAAACGACUACACGCCCCGAAUUCUGCAAGUGGCCAUGUGAGUGCCCACAAUCCCCACCUCGCUGCCCACUGGGCGUCAGCCUAAUCACAGAUGGCUGUGAAUGCUGUAAGAUAUGUGCCCAGCAGCUUGGGGACAACUGCACAGAGGCUGCCAUCUGUGACCCACACCGGGGCCUCUACUGCGAUUACAGUGGGGAUCGCCCGAGGUACGCAAUAGGAGUGUGUGCACAGUUGGUCGGUGUGGGCUGUGUCCUGGAUGGCGUACGCUACACCAAUGGCGAGUCCUUCCAACCCAACUGCAGGUACAACUGUACCUGCAUUGAUGGCACGGUGGGCUGCACGCCGCUGUGCCUGAGCCCCAGGCCCCCACGCCUCUGGUGCCGCCAGCCCCGGCACGUGAGAGUCCCUGGCCAGUGCUGUGAGCAGUGGGUGUGUGAUGAUGAUGCAAGGAGACCACGCCAGACUGCACUGUUGGACACCAGAGCCUUUGCAGCGUCGGGCGCCGUGGAGCAACGGUAUGAGAACUGCAUAGCCUACACUAGUCCCUGGAGCCCCUGCUCUACCACCUGUGGCCUAGGUAUCUCCACUCGGAUCUCUAACGUCAAUGCCCGGUGCUGGCCAGAGCAGGAAAGUCGCCUCUGCAACCUGCGGCCAUGUGAUGUGGACAUCCAACCACACAUCAAGGCAGGGAAGAAAUGCCUGGCUGUGUACCAGCCAGAGGAGGCCACAAACUUCACUCUCGCAGGCUGUGUCAGCACACGCACCUACCGACCCAAGUACUGUGGAGUCUGUACUGACAAUAGGUGUUGCAUCCCCUACAAGUCCAAGACCAUCAGUGUUGAUUUCCAGUGUCCAGAGGGGCCAGGUUUCUCCCGGCAGGUCCUAUGGAUUAAUGCUUGCUUCUGCAACCUGAGCUGCAGGAAUCCUAACGAUAUCUUUGCUGAUUUGGAAUCUUACCCUGACUUCGCAGAGAUUGCCAAUUAGGUGGGUGUGUGGCUCAGGGUAAAGUUCCAUGCUGCAAAGCAGCCAGCCCUUUGUGGUCCAGGACUUCACAAUUGAGCCUUAUUUCUUCUACUUCCUACUCGAUUCUGAAUUCCCAGUUUCUGUUCCUGUUUUGACAAUCGUAAUGGCCCAGGAGAGUGCUGCUCAGGCUCAGACAAUGGGUUCCUCCUUGGGGACAUUCUACAUCAUUCCAAGGAAAACACAUCUCUGACUGUUCACAAUGGAAGCAAAGCCUCGCCCAGCUAGUCUGGCUCCAGCCUGGGCAAGUUGUCAGAAGUUGUGAUGGGAUUGUCCAAGGAAAAGCAUCAGCUGAAGAACCAGUAUCAUGAACUCCUUCCUCAGAUGCCAAGCCUAGGGAUGUUGGGAUCCUUUCAGACAGAUGGAUGGGAUUGGGGACACAGGAAUAAGCUAUUAUUUUACCCUUGCCAAAUGAUACUAUCCAGGGUAUUUCUGCCUACAACAUACCAAAACUAUUCUCAUUCCACAGAUCUAUAUAUCACAAGUCACCAAACAUUUUCCAGGUGAGAACCAUAGUUGUGUCAUUCUGUUUUGCAAUUGAAAAUCAUUUUAAAAAGAAG